AUGUUUCAAGACGAGAAGAGAAAGACAAACUAUGGAGCAAUGUGCUUGUUCCUGAAACUCGGAACAACAUCAUCCAUUUCCGUUAUCGAUAGCCCAAUCUCUUCAGGUGAGCUCUCUGACAGGAGAGAAUUCAAGAGAAAACAAGAGCCAUCUACUUACUGCCUCAAAAUCGCUAAUUUCGUAAAAUUCGCUAACUCUCCAAACAAUUUGAGGUAUGAAUGCCGUCCUUUUGCCUCCGGUGGAUUCAACUGGACACUUAUUGUGUAUCCUAAAGGAAACAAAAACGAAGAUGGCCAGGGACAGUUGUCGAUCGGUGUCGACAUCUUCGUGACUGAACAUUUUAAACAAUGGGAAGCGUUCCGCUUCACUGACCAUUUUCAUAAACGCUUUUACACAUGGACAAUCUCCAAAUUCUCGUCGCUAGAUAAAGAGUUCUAUGUCACGGAUAAGUUCGAGAUUGGAGGAAGAAACUGCGGUGAUGGAGACGGACAGGGUAAAUCUGUGUCGCUAUAUCUCGCUCCGGCCGAUGUUAUAUCUUACGACAGGAUUUACCUAAGAGCUAAGCUACGAAUCCUAAACCAGAAAGAUUCUAAACAUUUCGAGAAAUCAGUUGAAGGCUUGUCGGAUCGAACAAACAGUUGGGGAUUCCAGAAGUUUGUGCCGUUCUCUGAUCUUAAGAAUUCUUCUACAGGUCUUCUCGUGAAUGACACAUUGAAGGUUGAGGUCGAAGUUGAAGAUUUGUCUAAAACAAAAUACUUUCCGGAAUAG
Messenger RNA from Arabis nemorensis, 768 nucleotides. Lineage: Eukaryota; Viridiplantae; Streptophyta; Magnoliopsida; Brassicales; Brassicaceae. The record is from the annotation of a GenBank genome assembly.